Molecule: messenger RNA, 5328 nt
Organism: Drosophila subobscura
Lineage: Eukaryota; Metazoa; Arthropoda; Insecta; Diptera; Drosophilidae
Gene: Hmr
Exons: 5
Coding region: 87-5015 (1642 amino acids)
Biological process (GO): regulation of transcription by RNA polymerase II
Cellular component (GO): nucleus; transcription regulator complex
Source: RefSeq, a predicted model, not a curated record
CACAAAACUGAAGUACCUGGUCAAUGCGGACUCAUCUCUGCGACCAACCAAUUUCGCUGUAGCGAUUAAAUAUAACAAAAAAAAAGAUGACCAAACACCCAAACACUUUUCAGAAGAAGCAUUCCGUUGGUGUUCAAAAUUAUGCAGCCAUAUCCCGUAUGCCCUUGACGGACAAUGCCCGGAAAAUACAAACUGAAGCUACAAAACCAAAGGGAACUACUUUGAUCCAAGUAUCCAUGGAGCAAUCUUUGAUUGUCAUACAGGAUCGCGUCAACUUGGAACAGGAGCAGCAACAGGAUGCUAUGCUGAGUGUUAAGCGUGAUGAACAAUUAUGGGAUCUGACGGACGAUGAGUCUGUGAUGAGUAUCGGAUCGAGUGGGGAGGACAGAUGCACGGAAGUUACUCCCAUCACCAUAGACGCUCUUAAGGAUAAUACAUCCGCGGUGGACCGUGUCUCGUCCCAGAACGCCGCUUCCAAUUGUGAAAACACCAAAAAUGUGAGGAAACCACUGGAGAGAUAUCUGGAGAAACGACGACUGAUCAAGGCGGUGAAAAAGCGACGUGUUCUCUAUGAUACCAAACAUCCGCGCUUCCACGACAGGGACUUCAAGAACGAAGUGUGGCGCUGCAUUGCCAGACGCCUCUCCAUGGAUAUGGAGGCCUGCGUUGAUAUUUGGAACGAGCUGCGCUACGAAUUCCAGUGCCACAAACGUGAAAUGCUCAACUAUAAACAGAAAAUGGCGAGGCAUCGUCCGGCCGGUCGCCGUCCUUUUAUGGUGCUCGAGGAGGAGAUGUGCUUCUUGUAUCCGCAUGUGGCCAGCUAUCCGCUGCUGCGGGAGAAGAAUCCAGCGGAGUCAGUGAAUGCUCCAGCGCCAGCUCCAGAGGAUGAUGUGGUGCUGGUGAGUGCCGCUCAGCCAAUGACCAUUAUCUAUUUGGAUCUGGACAAUGAAAGUUUCAGGAUCACGCCCGUAAAACGUCGUCUAAUCGAAGCCGUACGCUACUAUCCCCAAUUGUAUAAUGCAUCGAAUAUCAGCUACAACGAUUACCACCAUCGCGGCCUCAUCUGGGGCGCCAUAUCCAACGAGCUGGGGGAUAAGGCCACCAAGCUAAUGAAAAGCUGGAUUAUUCUGCUGACGCGCUACGAGUGGGAGGUUAGCCGGGGCCCCGAUGAGUCGUCAGAGCUUAUGAAAUUGAUGGUAUUCCUGAUACCGCACAUCCCGCAUAUGAAGGAGUCGGUAUAUAAGACCUCCAAGUACCUGACGGCUGCCUGGCACUAUCCCAUCGAGAAUUUUCGCAGCGUUGAGACGCUGAUCAAAUUGAUGAAGGGCAAUACGGAGCUGGUCCAGCUCACCGAGGAGUAUCUGCACCACAAGAACAAGCCGCCAGCCUAUCACAGUCUCUGGCAGAAGGUCGCCGCCCAGGCGAUGAGCACACCCGAAAGCUGUGAGGUUACCUGGCUGGUGUUGCGCUCCUUUCACAGCGAGCUUGUGGAGAUGCGUUUGGCCAGCUAUAAGCUGAAUGACAAGUGGCUCUUCGAGAACACCAUUAACGAGAUAUACAAGACGAUCGUUGAUCGCACAGUAAAUCGUGAGGGCAAAAAGCCAGACGAGCCCGAUCCGGCCAUUCGAACACCGAUGGUCAGAGUGGCCCUGCUAGACACCAGGACGGAGGAGUUGCUAAAAACAGCAAAGAUUGCACCACGCAUGUCACUGGCCAUUGCUUAUCCGCCUGCUCCCACCACAACCAGUAGCAGCAGCACUUCCACCAUCACCAACCCCACAUCAGUGUCAAGCAGCAGCAGCAGCACCACCACCACCGCAACGUCCACUGCCACCACAGUGCCAAGCACAGUGAGCUCAUCGCCCUGCUCCACAAUAUUGAAGAAUGAUGGCUUGAAGUUCAUGAAUACCUUGAGUAUGGCAGGGCGAAACAGCACCUUGGUGAUGUCCGCAAAUACUGCGCCCGGUGUGCUGAAUGGUAAGCCGGUGCCCAAAGUGUUUGUGGUUCGUCGCAGUGUUCCGUUGCCAGUUGAAGCACCCGCCCAUGAGAUACCAUCCUGGAUGACGAUGCAAACAGCAUCUUUGGGAUCCCCUGCGCCGCCCGUUAGAGUGGCAAUAAAUCAGACUAGUGUGCCCGAUCCACCUACAACGCCAUUGACUGCCACAUCCAUGACCGCUCCCAGUGGAGCCUUGAAGCGAAAGCGAUCGUCGAUCACUGUCAAUGGGGAAGGCACUGGUAGCAGCGAAACGGGAAUCAACGAGAUAUACAAGACGAUCGUUAAUCACACCGUAAAUCGUGAGGGCAAUAAGCCAGACGAGCCCGAUCCGGCCAUUCGAACACCGAUGGUCAGAGUGGCCAUGCUAGACACCAGGACGGAGGAGUUGCUAAAAACAGCAAAGAUUGCACCACGCAUGUCACUGGCCAUUGCUUAUCCGCCUGCUCCCACCACAACCAGUAGCAGCAGCACUUCCACCAUCACCAACCCCACAUCAGUGUCAAGCAGCAGCAGCAGCACCACCACCACCGCAACGUCCACUGCCACCACAGUGCCAAGCACAGUGAGCUCAUCGCCCUGCUCCACAAUAUUGAAGAAUGAUGGCUUGAAGUUCAUGAAUACCUUGAGUAUGGCAGGGCGAAACAGCACCUUGGUGAUGUCCGCAAAUACUGCGCCCGGUGUGCUGAAUGGUAAGCCGGUGCCCAAAGUGUUUGUGGUUCGUCGCAGUGUUCCGUUGCCAGUUGAAGCACCCGCCCAUGAGAUACCAUCCUGGAUGACGAUGCAAACAGCAUCUUUGGGAUCCCCUGCGCCGCCCGUUAGAGUGGCAAUAAAUCAGACUAGUGUGCCCGAUCCACCUACAACGCCAUUGACUGCCACAUCCAUGACCGCUCCCAGUGGAGCCUUGUCGAUCACUGUCAAUGGGGAAGGCACUGGUGGCAGCGAAACGGGAAAGGAAACUGAAAUUGAAUCGAAUGUUCACAAAUUGCCAGCAAUAGCCAACACCCGCCUGCAAAUGCAGAUCAUUAGCAAAAUUAAAGUUGAACUUUUGACGGAUGGGAAUUCGUUGCAUAUCCAUGGCGGUGCCCUGAUCACAGACUACACCUUGCAUAAAGAGCGUGUGGGCAUGCUGAUACGCGAGGUGAUGGACAUACCGAUUCUACACAACAACAAUCCAAAGCUGGAGAGCAAGAAAUCCGAAUUGUGGGGCAAUGUGGCAAGGAAAUUUCACAUGCCAGCUGAUGCCUGUCGCGCCACAUGGAAAUUCUUGAGUGAAAACAUCAGCCUGUUUCCGGCGAUUGCGCCAAUGCCGGAUCUGAUGGGUCUCCACAAAGGCUAUGCCAAGAAUUGGCAGAAGUCCGAACGGGUUUUCAAACUCUUCGAAGAGGUUGCCGCCAAGAAUCAAUGGAUUAAAAUCCGGCAUCAGCUGCCCCUGCUCAUGAUUCACUUUCGCAUGUACGAGCAUUUGUACAGCGACAUGCGUAGGCCGCGACCCGGCGAGAUCUUACAAUCGCCACGCGUCUACACCCAAAAGCAGAGCGAUGAUGUUUGGCGAGUGGCCAAAGCAAAGUUUUCCGAUAUCAAUCAUAUGGAAGUUUGGUCCACAUUUAAGUUGGCUUUUCGCACAUAUAUGGAUGAUCUGGAGAUGGGCAUUGAGAAUCCCUGGCCUCGCCUAUGGUGGCAGGCUUUCGAUCAGCUUAGAUUCCUUGUGAAUGUGCGCUAUCAUCCGCUGGAACCUUACUACUAUAUAGUCCACACAAAGAUCAGGGCGGAGGUGAAGCGUUGCAGUAUCUAUGAAAAGUUGAUGCCAACGCGCCAACCCGAUCUCAGUCCAAAGUCAAGAGCGUUGGGCAGUCAGGUGCGCAUCGACUGGGAACCAUUGCCCUGGGAGACCGAGGAGGCCAGGCGUCUGCUGACGGGCAAACUGAGAGCGGACACAGUCAGUCGGCCAUACGUUAUGGCUCCACCACCAGCCACAGCAACAGCUGCGUCUCCUGCUAAGGCUGUGUGCUCUGCUCCUGCUAAAGUUGUGUCUCCUGCUCCAGCUGCGUGUCCUGCGGCUUCUGCAUGUGCUCCGGUUGCGUCUCCUGCUCCUGCUCCUGGUAAACUGGGAGUCGACACAGUGAGUCCGUACGUUAAGGCUCCACCACCAGCCACAGCAACAGCUGCGUCUCCUGCUAAAGCUGUGUGUUCUGCUCCACCUGCAUUCCCUGCUAAACCUGCGCCCCCUGAAUGUGCUCCGAUUGCGUCUCCUGCUCCGUCUGUGUCUCCAGAUACUGCUCAUGCUCCGGCUACAUCCUUAAGCCUAGCUCAGUCUCUUGUUCCUCCUCGUCCGCUUGUUUUGGUGUCCAAGGAAUACAAAGGCGGGACUAUGCCUGAUGUGAAAUGUUAUGGCCAGCCGUUGCAGACACCUCCAAUAUUGCAAUGUGCAACACAGCGACUUUUGCCGAUUUUACCAGCCUUUGAGAUGACCACCAUGCUGAAGCAAUAUCCCAAUACCUUCAGGCAAGCCACCACCCAUGAGAAACGCACCGCCUGGGUGCAGACUGCCACAGAACUGAAUACCACAGUGAUUGGUUGCCGCAUGAGCAUGCAGCAUGCGCUACGCGAAUCGCGCAUCCUGAAAAUCGCCGAUCCAACGAACAAAUGCCAGUUGGGGCAAAGCUAUUAUCGCCACAUAAAUGAUAUCUACAGUGAGGUGAAGCCGGAGGCACAACCCGUCAGGAUCAGUCAGCUGUUGGUGCGUACACCGGAACAGCUCAACCAGACACAGAUCGAAGGAGCAGCCACGUUAGGAACGAGGCGCUUUAUGCCUGAAAUCUCCAUGAGCAAUGCCCAUCCACGUCUGGUGCUCAAGAACUGGUCCCAUGCGCUUGCCACUUUCAGUCCUGAAAGCCAGCAAAAGCUGUUCGGAAAGCUGACCAAAGUGUUUGCCAAACAUGCGCUGGCAUCGAGCGAGUCGAUAGCCAAAAACGAAGUCAUCGAAGGCUCACACACAAAUCACACAAAUUUGAAUUUUUAAUUAAUUAAUAAGAGAGUAAUAAUUAUGUACCUACAUAUGUAUAUGCAAGCAUGUUUGCACCAUCAAGCUCAUGCCAUUCUAAAUUAUAUUUAUAAAUUAUUUCUUUACUCUUGGCUUGGUAUCCAGAGUCAGACACACCUUUAGUUUAUAAAGUCUUUAUGUACAUACAUUCAAACAAUGCACUAUGGGGCAUUUGACCAAUUUUUGUGGCAUUAAUUAAUAACUUCCAAACGAAACAUUAUUUUUUGAUUUAGUUUUUUUAUAUGUGUUUAUAAUAGUAAAAGGAAGGUUUGUUGAAAAAAUGGGCGUGGCA